AAAGAAAAUGAUUCAUUUACAACCUUUAACUCUUUAGUGAUACCCAAAAGAAAAAAGAGCUUAUUAGCUUUACUAGUUUACGUGCGAUCUAAGCCAAGUACCAUACAAAAUAUGAAGUUCUUCAAUUUCUCGGAGCUGGGUUCUUGCUGCCGGGCGGCGCCACCGCCGGAGGAGACUACUAGCGUCCGUGUGACCACCAACAGCGGUCGUCACGUGCCUUCUUCCAAGCGCAGAAGGUGUAAUUCGGCGGCGCAUUGGCGGCCGGCGCUUCAUGCCAUUUCAGAAGAUCAAUCUAUUAUUAAUCAGCAGAAGAUUCAGAAUCAGAACAAAUCUUCGAGCAAAGCAGGACCUGGGUCUGGGCCUGGGCCGAGGCCCAUUCCUAAGGUUCGUCGGGGUGACACUUCUCCUAAUGACUCCAGGAGGAACUCUGUACCAGUGAUCAUUCCUGCCUUCUCUCCUACACCAUUUGUCUUCUGAGUUUAAUUUGAGGUUUUUUUGGGUGAUGUAAUUCAAUUAUGUUGUAAUAUAUUGUCGAGGAAUGAAUAUAAAUAAAUUUAGUGAUGCAAAUCCAAAGAAAUGACAAGAAUUAUUAUUAUUA
This is a messenger RNA of Humulus lupulus (European hop), 598 nucleotides long. RefSeq lists its product as uncharacterized. NCBI's taxonomy places the organism in Eukaryota, Viridiplantae, Streptophyta, Magnoliopsida, Rosales, Cannabaceae. The record is from RefSeq and is a predicted model, not a curated record. Bases 112 to 477 code for a protein of 121 amino acids. The transcript has 2 exons.